Messenger RNA from Theobroma umbraticum, 4222 nucleotides. RefSeq names its product P-loop containing nucleoside triphosphate hydrolases superfamily protein. Lineage: Eukaryota; Viridiplantae; Streptophyta; Magnoliopsida; Malvales; Malvaceae. Gene Ontology annotation, molecular function: GTP binding; GTPase activity. The record is from RefSeq and is a predicted model, not a curated record. Gene Ontology annotation, cellular component: chloroplast outer membrane. Gene Ontology annotation, biological process: protein targeting to chloroplast.
UUCUAAUCCUAUCUAUGGCUCUCUUGACUCGGCUCACUACUCCAAGCACAAGUGGUUGUCUCACUCUCCAAGCCAACUAAGCUCCAAAGGCCAAACCUAGAACCCAACAGUGUCCAACUCAAACACAGACUUAAGCAUCAUCGAAAACAAGACAUAAAGGGCGGAUUACCCCAGAGCCACCCAGCGUCUAAUCAUCAACACAACCCGAGGAAGAAAAAGCACAAAUAAAAAAGCUCAUUAUCUGCAUAGGUUGGGCAUCUUUCUUUUGAGCAAAAAACCAAGAGCUCAAGGUCAAGGCCAUGGACUCAAUGCCCCUUGUCUCCUUUUCCACAACAGAAGAGACCCCAUCUUCGUCAGCAGCAGCAACAGGUUCUUUACCUAUCCGAGCUCCUUUAACUGCUGAUUCUGAUUCUGAAUACGAAACCAACGGUCAUGAAACUGCCAGCUCUGUUGGUGGGAGUGGUUUAAGUAGUUUUGAGAACAACAGUGAGUUGGGUUCUGAAAGUGAGGAGUUUUUGAGUAGUGACGAGUUUGAGACUGCUUCUGAGAGGAGAGACCCAGAUGAGGAAACCUUAGAGGAAGAAAAUGGGAUUGGUGAAAGUUACAAAAUUUAUGUGGCCAAGAAAGAUGAUGACAUUGAUAGCAUGGAGAAUUCAAUGGAAGGGGAGGGAGAGAGUGGUGGUGAUGUUGGUUUGGUGGGUGUUUCUAGUUCGGAGCCGGUUGUUCCUAUUGCACAAUUGUCAAUGGAUGAUGAAGAGUUUUCUGAAGCGUUGAGUGAGGAGGAAAUAGUGACGGAAGUGGAAGAUGGAGGGUUUUCUGGUGUGGUUAAGGUUCCUGGUGCUGUUGAAAGUUCACACAGAAUAAAGGUGGCUUUGGGGGUUGAAGAAGGAGAUGGAGAAGGAGAAGAGUCAUUGGAGUUGAGAAGUUCUGCUUUUGUUAACCAAUACGAGUCGUCUACUCUCGUUAAGGCAGAGAUUGAGAGGAUCGAGUCAAAACAUGGUGAUGGUCAUGAGUUAGAGGAAAAGAGUUUUGUUAUGGGCAAUGAUGCUAUUCAUUCUUCUCAACCUGUGGUGAAACCUGUUGACAAGAUUAUUGUGUCCAAUAUGAAAGAAUUGAAAGUUGAGGAAACAGGGGUAGAGGCAGGAGAAAUAACGAGUUGCCAAGGUAAUGAACGGAGCCAUGUUGAUGUUAUUGAAAGUGGUGCUGUUGAUCAAGGUAGUGAAAGCAAGAAACUGGAGAAUAGAAUUGUUUUGGGAGCUGAGUUGUAUGAGCUCUUAGCUGCGAACAGAGAUGAAUCUAAUGACCAUGAUAUUAUGAUUGCAAAUACUGGGAAUGUUGGCUUGUUGAAAACUACUGACGGUGAGCAAAUUGGAGACGAAUUGAUGAGUGAUACCAACACCUUUAAAUUUGCAGCUCCAAUAUCAAAUUUAGACCACAAAGUUAAACCAGAAGCAGAAGAUAUAUCUAAGCAUGUCUCAGAAAAGGUUCUACUGCCUGAUGAAGAUGUUGUGCAACUGAUAUUUGGAAGCUCUGAAACAACCAAACAUGUAACGAAAGAAGUAGAACACGGAUUAAUGUCCACUUCUCCUUUGAAGGUAGAUUUGGAGGAGGAAUUGGAGACAUCAAGUCAGCAGAUUGUCAUGGACUCAGAUGAAGAAGUGGAAACAAAGAAGGAGCAUGAACUAAAGGAACUAUUCAAUUCUGCUGCAUUGGCUGCUCUUCUGAAAACAGCAACAGGUGCUGAAUCAGAUGGUGGUGAUCUCACAAUCACUUCUAAUGGUGGUUCUAGAGUAUUCUCUCUUGAGCACCCUGCUCACUCAGGUUCCUUGUUCCAUUCUUCAAAAGUUGAUCCACCAUCAAAUAUGGCUAAUGUCGUCUCAAAGGACAGUAUAAGUGGUGAAGAAAAGAAGAGAUUUGAGAAGUUACAACUCAUAAGAGUGAAAUUCUUGAGACUGGUAGAGAGACUAGGCCAUUCUCCUACUGAUCCAAUGGUUGCACAGGUCCUGUACAGGCUGGCCCUAGCUUUGGGUAGUCUUUUCAAUCAAGAAUUCACCCUUGAAUCAGCCAAGAGAGCAGCUAUGCAGCUUGAAGCAGAAGGUAAAGAUGACUUAGAUUUUUCUUUGAAUAUUGUGGUUCUCGGAAAAACUGGAGUGGGAAAGAGUGCAAGCAUUAAUUCCAUUUUAUGUGAGCAAAAAUCUAGAACUGAUGCUUUUGAACCAGCCACAUCUGCUGUGAAGGAGAUUGUCGGGACAGUAGAUGGAGUUAAGAUCAGAAUUUUUGAUACACCUGGUCUUAGAUCUCCUGUGACAGAAGAAGCUACUAAUCGCAAACUAUUAGCAUCUAUAAAGAGGUUUGUAAGGAAGUUCCCACCAGAUGUUGUCCUCUAUGUUGAUCGUUUAGACGCACAUGACAGAGAUCUUACCGAUUUGCUAUUACUGAAGUCACUAACUGAUUCUCUCGGUUCUUCAAUAUGGCAAAAUGCCAUUGUAACUCUCACUCAUGCUGCAUCUGCCUCCCCAGAUGGACCAUUAGGGGAACCCCUAAGUUAUGAAGUCUUUGUUGCUCAAAGGUCCCAUGUGGUUCAUCGAGCAAUCAGCCAAGCAGUUGGUGACAUGCGUCUGAUGAAUCCAAGUAUGAUGCAUCCUAUGGCUCUUGUUGAGAACCAUCCAUCAUGUCAGAGAGACAGAAAUGGAGAAAGUUUGCUUCCCAAUGGGCAAAGGUGGAGGUCACAGUUGCUACUCUUGUGCUAUUCAGUGAAGAUUUUAUCUGAAGCAAGUUCUUUGUCAAAACCUCAAGCUCCUUUUGAUCACCAGAAGCUUUUUGGCAUCCGACUUCGUUCUCCUCCUCUACCGUACUUGCUCUCUUCUCUAUUGCAAUCUCGUUCUCAUUUAAAACUACCUACCAAUCAGGGUGGUGAUGAUCUUGACUUGGAUAUUGAGUUGGGAGACUCAACAAAUUCUGAUGACGAAGAUUAUGAUGAAUAUGACCAGCUCCCACCAUUUAAGCCUCUAAGGAAAUCUCAGGUUAAAAAACUUAGCAAGGAGCAGAGAAAGGCUUAUUAUGAGGAGUAUGAUUAUCGUGUGAAGCUGCUUCAAAAGAAACAAUGGAGAGAGGAGGUGAAAAGAAUGAGGGAAAUUAAGAAGAAAGGGAAAGAUGGUGAUAAUAAUUUUGGUUAUGUUGGAGAUGAUGGAGACGUUGAAGCAGGGGAUAAUCUGGCAACUGUACCAGUUGCUUUACCCGACAUGGUCCUCCCUCCUUCCUUUGAUGGAGACAACUCUACUUACCGGUACCGGUUUCUGGAUUCCUCAUCUGAGCUUCUUAUGAGGCCAGUUUUGGACUCACAGGUUUGGGAUCAUGAUAUUGGGUACGAUGGUGUUAGCCUUGAAAGAAGUCUUGCCAUAGCCGGUUGUUUUCCUGGGGCUAUUGCUGUUCAAAUUUCAAAGGAUAAAAAGGAGUUCAGUAUCCAUUUAGAUUCCUCAGUUUGCGCAAAACAUGGAGAGAAUAAAUCUACAAUGGCGGGAUUCGAUAUCCAAGCUGUUGGAAAACAGCUUGCUUACAUCUUCAGGGGCGAAACAAAAUUUAGAAAUUUCAAAAUAAACCAAACAACUGCUGGUUUAUCAGUUACUUUCUUAGGUGAAAAUGCGGCUACUGGACUUAAGAUUGAGGAUCAGAUUGCAGUCGGGAAGCGCCUGGUUUUAGCUGGAAGUGCUGGGGCUAUGAAAUCUCAAGGUGAUACAGCAUAUGGAGCCAAUAUGGAAAUCCGCUUAAAGGGUAAGGAUUUUCCUCUAGAGCAGAACCAGACCACAUUGGGACUGUCUUUGGUGAAGUGGAGGCGUGACCUGGGUCUAAUGGCCAACCUACAGUCUCAGUUCUCUAUUGGACGUAGUUCAUCAAUGGCUGUCCGUGUGGGGUUGAACAACAAGCGGAGUGGGCAGAUCACUCUCAAAGUAAGCAGCUCAGAGCAAUUACUGAUAGCACUUGCUUCCAUUCUUCCGAUUGCAGCCUCCAUCUUCAGGAUGAUCUAUCCUGGCUCUGAUAGAUCCUGAAUUUUUGUUUACUAUAGCGAUUCUAAUUCAUUUUAGCUACCUAGUAGGUUUUCUGAACUUAAAACUUCAAUGAAACAGAACCUACUCAUUAGAUGGUUAUGAGCCAGCUUGUUCAUUGUAUAAAAUAAAUUAAUAUUUCUUUACAGCAGCUGGCCAAAUGAAUGCACUUUGAUGAG